This is a messenger RNA of Anopheles funestus (African malaria mosquito), 1491 nucleotides long. RefSeq names its product pseudouridylate synthase 1 homolog (gene Pus1). The record is from RefSeq and is a predicted model, not a curated record. Lineage: Eukaryota; Metazoa; Arthropoda; Insecta; Diptera; Culicidae. The transcript has 2 exons. Gene Ontology annotation, cellular component: nucleus. The coding region runs from base 91 to 1446 and encodes 451 amino acids. Gene Ontology annotation, biological process: tRNA pseudouridine synthesis; mRNA pseudouridine synthesis. Gene Ontology annotation, molecular function: RNA binding; pseudouridine synthase activity.
GCGCUACUUUAUUUACCAAUGUAUACACCUUGUUUGACAGCAACAACACCGGCACGCGAAUUCAUUCGCCUGCAGCAUUGUUUUUCCUAAAUGUUUUCACUAUAUCGUCGUGCUGUAGUUUCACUAGAAUUCUCCCGAGUCGCACAAUUCACACAACAAUACGGACGAACGUUUUGCACGCCCAUCAGACCGCAGCUGAUAGACGAUACCGUGAGGGAACGAUUUGCCACCGAGCUCGCGGCUGCUGUAGAAGCAAAAUUAGCAGAUAAAAAGGUAGAAGCACAAAAACGAAUGGAGUCACGCAAGACCAAACAGGAGGUACAGCAACGGUAUAAUGGUGCGGUCAAACGGCGUAAGUGGGAAGACCCACCGGAGGAUCCGGAAGCGGUAAAAAAUUUUGACCCAGCCUCGCGUGUUAAACGGCGCAAAAGCAUCAUCCUGCUCGGCUACUCGGGUGUGAAUUACUUCGGAAUGCAACGCAAUCCAGGGACCAAAACGAUUGAAGAAGACCUGUUGCGUGCUAUGCUUAAACAGAACUGGAUCAAUGACGAAAGUUUCCGUCAGCCGCAGCAAAUUCAGUUCCAACGUGCGGCUCGUACCGAUAAAGGUGUAUCGGCGGCCGUACAGGUGGUGUCGAUUAAACUGCCUGACAGUUUGGACAUUGAGGCAUUGAAUUCUGAACUGCCGGAGGACAUACGCGUGUACGCUGUGAAGCGCGUAACGAAAGGUUUCAACUCCAAGACCAACUGUGACGCCCGCACCUACACGUACACGUUGCCCACGAUAGCGUUUGCGUUGGGCGAAGAAAAGAUGGACAUUCACACGUACCGCCUUCCAGCCGAUCAGCUGAAGCGUGUAAACGAAGUGCUUUCCCUGUACGUUGGCACGAAGAAUUUUCACAACUUUACCAGCCGUAAAGAGUUUCUCGAUCCAUCCGUAAAACGGUUUAUUAUGUCGUUCGAAUGUGAACCACCAUUUGUUCCCGAGGGUUCGACGGCCGAGUUCGCCACGUUAAAAAUCAAAGGACAAAGCUUCAUGUUGCAUCAAAUACGGAAGAUGGUUGGGCUAGCUAUAGCCGUCGUCCGUGGCCUUACCGAUAGUGGGAUCAUCGAGAAAGCGUUCGGACAGGAACGGUACGGUAUUCCGACAGCUCCCGGGUUGGGAUUAGUGCUGAGCAGAAUCCAUUACGAUAAAUACAACAAGCGGUACGGUGAGGAUGGAUGCCAUGAAACGUUAGAAUUUGAGAAGGAGGAACCCAUGAUACAGGAGUUCUUCAAGCGGCACAUUGCAUCGACCAUUGUCGAGACGGAGCUGAGCACUAACUCGAUGAUUGAGUGGCUAGAAAAGCUGCCGCUGCAUAGUUACGAGCCACGGGAUGAGAACGAGCCGAGCGAGUGGAAAUCUAGAAAUCAAAAAGCGUCGGACGAUAACGACGAUGACGAAUAAAACUAAAAGUCUGGUAUAGAGAGCAAAUCAUGUUCGAACGUACAA